CAGAUUCCCACUGUACCCACAUAAAUAAAAAACUCUGGAUGAAGAAAUGCAUGUUUACACAAAACCUAUGGUAUGGUUCAGAUAGUAGUUGGCAGUAAUGUUGAAAACUGUGCUUUUUCCACUAGUACAAUCCUUUAGGUUUAGUUAGCUAUGGUGGUCUCAUUGUUGAAAAGUAUGCUCUUAUCCCUAUACUAAUGCUUUUUUGUUGUUGUUGUUCUACAGGACAAUCGCACAUCCGAGCACUAAGUCAGCACAAGAAGUGCUCCUCAAUCUUGCAUCCCAAAUCAGCAGUAACCAAAGAUGCAGGUUUAACAUUAAUAGGUCGUCAGUUCUGGAUGGUGCCAUUCGUGGCUUCAAACGACUGUCCUACAAUCCUGCAUCCCAGAUGUGUGUCAAGUUUUCAGAUGACUUGGGAAUGGAUGAAGAGGCUGUGGAUCUUGGUGGCCCAAGGAGAGAAUUUUUAAGAUUGCUUAUGGAAGCCUUGGCACUGUCACCAAUGUUUGAAGGAAGGGACAGCAAACUGAGUUUGGCUCUAGACAGUACUGCUUUAAGAGAAGAUCGGUAUUUCAUCGCUGGACAGGCCAUUGCUGUAAGCCUUGUUCACGGUGGUCCUCCACCAGGAUUUCUUGCACCAACACUGUAUUCGAGUGUAGUUGUUGGAAAUUCCUCAAUAAAGCCUGUCUUGGAAGACAUUGCAGAUGCUGACCUUUAUGAGAAGGUUAAAAAGGUGUCAGAAUGUUCGUUUUUGGAUGACCUGUUACACACCACAGAACCAUUGCAAGAUUAUCUGGCAAAUGCAGGGUGUCUCAGGCCAUUGAAAUGCAUCGAAGACAGAGACUUGCUGGUCCAAGACAUUACCAUGUUCCAGGUGGUCCACAGAGUUGCCGGGGCAUUUGAAAGAUUUAAGGAGGGGCUGAAGGUCCUUGGUGUUCUAGAUGCAUCUUUGUUGUUCGCUUGCUUGUUUUACUGUGUUUUAGAGCAAGAGGGACCAUCAAAGCUAGGUAAAAUCCUAGCCUUUGCAACAGGUGCAAGUGUCGUCCCUCCAGUUGGCUUCUCCCCUCAGCCAUCAAUUGAUUUCCUGCAUGAACAUUCCUCCAGCCCCAAACAGCGUUUGCUCAUGGCGAACACUUGCAUCAACUGCCUAAAGUUGCCACUGCUUGACACUUAUGAGGCUUUUAGGGAGAGCAUGGACUUUGCAAUAGGUAACACACAGGGUUUUGGUAGAGAAUAACUGGGGAACAUUGUGUGUGUUCCAGCCAGGUACCUUGUUCAGGAGGUUUCAACUAGAUAGGUUUUUUUUUUUUUGAUGCACUGUGAACAACAACUUCUGUUUUUUUUUUCUUUUCUUUAUUUUUUUAAGAUUAGCAAAGUGCAGAAAAAAACCUUUUCGUUUUUUAUCAACAAAUGGACAUUUUUUCUAGUGCUGACUGAGUAAUUGGGCACAUAAUUAAAGUAUUAUGGCACAGUGGUGCAAAUAAACAAAGAUAUGUUAUAACUUUUCAGUCUGUUACAAAAAAACCACAAUGUGUGC
This is a messenger RNA of Anoplopoma fimbria (sablefish), 1531 nucleotides long. RefSeq names its product G2/M phase-specific E3 ubiquitin-protein ligase-like. Lineage: Eukaryota; Metazoa; Chordata; Actinopteri; Perciformes; Anoplopomatidae. The record is from RefSeq and is a predicted model, not a curated record. Gene Ontology annotation, molecular function: ubiquitin-protein transferase activity. Bases 386 to 1231 code for a protein of 281 amino acids. The transcript is spliced from 4 exons.